This is a messenger RNA of Argiope bruennichi, 327 nucleotides long. Its product is annotated as cuticle protein 64-like. The record is from RefSeq and is a predicted model, not a curated record. Bases 1 to 327 code for a protein of 108 amino acids. Lineage: Eukaryota; Metazoa; Arthropoda; Arachnida; Araneae; Araneidae. The transcript has 2 exons.
AUGGCAUCCUGGUCAACACUGGAGUCAGCGCCAGAUCUAAAACUCAAAAUCCAGCGCCCCAGCAGCCGCUCUUGUCGCGAGCCCUUACACCUGACCGUUGCCCCAGUAGUCAACCAUGUAGCCCCUGCUGCAGCCGUUGUUGGACACUCUGCCACCUAUGCUGCUCCACUGGCUGUUUCCGCCCCAAUUGCUGCAGCACCUGUUGCUUAUGGCGAUGUUCUCGGAUAUGGAGCCGCCUUAGGUGUUGCUGCUCCUCUUGGUCUUGGAUAUGGAUCUGCUCUUGGUCUUUGUUAUGGAUUGGGAUAUGGCAAGGCACUCAUCCAUUAA